Molecule: messenger RNA, 744 nt
Organism: Acomys russatus (golden spiny mouse)
Lineage: Eukaryota; Metazoa; Chordata; Mammalia; Rodentia; Muridae
Product: prolactin-7D1-like
Exons: 6
Coding region: 1-744 (247 amino acids)
Biological process (GO): positive regulation of lactation; response to nutrient levels; positive regulation of receptor signaling pathway via JAK-STAT
Cellular component (GO): extracellular region
Molecular function (GO): hormone activity; prolactin receptor binding
Source: RefSeq, a predicted model, not a curated record
AUGCCCUUGUCCUUGAUCCAACCAUGCUCCUCAAGGACUUUCCUGAUGUUGUUUGUGUCAAAACUCCUCCUGUGGGAAAUGGUGGACUCUGCUCCCAUGAAUGUCAGUGAGGCUGCCCUCAGUGAUGACACCCUCAGGAUCCUGUUUGAUAAUGCCACAGUACUUUCUAACAACCUCUCUGAUGCUGCCUUAGACCUGCGUUCGAAAUUGUUCACCAACAGUUUCUCUUCUGCUCUGUUCAUGAGAAUUAGAAAAAAUUUGUCCAAGAAUGAAAAGAUCAUGGCCACCUUUUCCAACAACUGCCACACUGCUCCCAUCAGUGUUCCAGAAACAAGAGAGGAAGUCAUAAAGACCUCGUUUGAAGACUUUUUGAAAAUAAUACUCAACACACUGCUUGCCUGGAAAGACCCUCUGAAACACCUGGUAACAGAACUCAGUGCUAUGCCAAAAGUCCCUGAUGCUAUCCUAUCCACGGCCAAAGCCACUGAGGCCCUAAACAAAAACCUUCUUGAGCACAUCAUGAUGAUCAUAUCCAAGGUUAAUCCUGCAAUUGAAGAAAAUGGAGACUACCCGGUUUGGUCAGCUCUGGACUCCUUGCGGUCAGAUAAUGAGGAAACUCGAUUUUAUGCUCUUUAUACAUUCUCCUACUGCCUGAAUAUGGACCUACAAAUACUUAACUUUCAUGUCAACCUCCUGAGAUGUCUGCUUGUUCAUAGUAACCUCUGCUACAACUCAGAAUCUUGA